Molecule: messenger RNA, 4357 nt
Organism: Chilo suppressalis (striped riceborer)
Lineage: Eukaryota; Metazoa; Arthropoda; Insecta; Lepidoptera; Crambidae
Source: the annotation of a GenBank genome assembly
GCCGAGGGCCGCGGGUAGAGAGUAGAGCACGAUCAAUAGGCGGUUUGCUGACGUCAGUGGACGGACGAGCGCCAUUGGCCCGUGCGGCAUUAUUAAAUAAACCUCCGGGCGGAGUGGCGCGCACAGCACCGCAGCACGCGGCGGGCCCGCGCACCGCUCGCGGUUCGCCGCGCCCGCCAUGGCCGACAUGCCGGACCUAUCGCACCUCACGCCGGAGGAACGCGCCAUCAUCGAGGGCGUCAUGAUGCGCCAGCGACAAGAGGAACAGCGCGAGCACGAAAUCAUGAGGCGAAAGCAAGAUGAGGUCGCCGUGCUUGAGCAAACAAUUCGCACGAGAAAUGAAAUGCAACGAGCUGCUGGCGUAGAGCUUGCAGCCACUUGCCACAUCUGUCUCAAGACCAAGUUCGCAGAUGGCGUUGGCCAUUCCUGCCACUAUUGUAGGGUGAGAUGCUGCGCACGCUGCGGCGGCAAAGUGACUUUGCGAUCCAAUAAGGUUAUAUGGGUAUGCAUACUCUGUCGUAAAAAACAAGAACUAUUGUCUAAAACUGGGCAGUGGAUACACAAAAGCACUGGUCAAGAUUCCAUGUUGUGGCGAAUGGAAAAUGAUUUGCGAGGAUUACCACUCCAAGUUGAAGCAUCAUUAGACAAAAGACCAAAGUUAGAACGUGCACACAGUGCAGCGGAGAAAGAAAACCAUCCUCUUCAGAGAUCAGGCAGUGCAUUACGUAGACAGUACAGCCAGCAGGAGCAGCGUUGUUACGGGGAGCUAGAGGGCUUAGCCCGGACUCAUCCUCAUCUAGUGCAUCCUAGGCAGAAAGCUGCGUACGGCGUAGAAGAUUCAAUUACUAUUCCACCGUCACAACUUAUGCCACACACGCAAAAUCACCCUCCUAUGCCCCCUCGCUCAUCGUCAUCGGACGACGAGGUUCCCGAAUGUGUAUCAGAUGAGAACGACGAAUAUCGUGAUCGCGGACAACUUGAGGCGUGCAGUUCUCUUCGGCACCCUCACUUGCGCAGCACCAGCGUGGCUGCCAACAAUUAUUACAAUUUGACUAAUCAUUCGCCGGCCGCUUAUGAUGUGGAGCCGCGCGGUCUUUUAGAAACGUCGAGGACAGUACCAACUGGUGGACGUAGUUUCGACUCAGUAACAGACUGCCGGUGGCGAGCGCGAGACGAUGGAGAAGGAGCUUACCUGCGCCCUUAUGCGCCAGACGAGAGCUCACGUGCUGAAAGAGCUGUAUAUAAGAGUGCAUAUUUAUGGGAGGAUUCCGCAGACAAUAGACGGUUUACAGAGAGAAGAAAAAAGACUGUUCGCUUUGAUGGGCACGAAGGCGCUGCGACUUUCCCAAGGGGUGGUCGAGACGCCUCGGGCGCGCCCCACGAUUGGGCUUCUCUGCGUUGGGAGUCUGAACGCCAGGCCAGCCAAGACUCUGCGACUAAAGACUCGGGCAUCGAUACCUCUAGCACCUUCACAUCAAGUGAAGAUUCAAAUAGAGGCGAUUGUCCCAAGUUCCCGCAGAGUUGGCAAGUGUCGGCAGAUGGCACUCGCAUGGUUGGACACAUGGUGCUUCGCAAGAGCGUGGUAGAAGGUAGUUCUCACUCGUCAGCAGCCAUACUGGGACUGAAAGUAGUCGGCGGAAAGCUACUACUCGACGGAACCCGAGGGGCUGUUGUAGAAAAAGUCAAGAAGGGUUCUAUAGCAGAUUUAGAAGGACAGCUUAGAAUAGGUGAUGAAGUAUUGCAAUGGAAUGGUGUGCCGCUUCAAGGCAGAAGUGCAGAGGAAGUGGCAACUGUAGUGGCAGACAGCAAACAUGAUUCUCAUGUUGAACUUGUUGUAUCGCGACCACUAGCUUCUUCUAGACCUACACCACAGUCUUGGAGAACACACAAAGAGUUCUAUACUGAAGUGAUGGGAGGGUGUGAGAAACCGAGCGUGCUCGUUACAUCUCCAGGAUCACCAGACGUACAUUCACGACGAAGACCCACAAGACACAAUCACCAUAACGCCAACGUUGCGGGUAGAAUUCAACUGAAAGUAUACUUCGACAUUAGCGCUCUGCAAUUGCUAGUGACAGUAGUGUCCGCAAGUGGACUAAGUCCCAGAUCUGAUGGCACGCCGAGGUGUCCGUACGCAAAAAUCUUCCUCCUACCAGACAAGAGUGAAAAAAGCAAAAGACGAACCAAAACACUGGCCAAUACUUUGGAGCCACGCUGGAACCAAACCUUUGUGUACUGCGGUAUUCGGAUAACAGACAUAAAGAAAAGAACUUUAGAGGUAACUGUGUGGGAUCUAAAUCGUUUGGGUCCAAACGAUUUUCUAGGUGAAGUUUUACUUGAUCUCGAUCAUAUCGUUAUGAAUCACGAACCCAAUUGGUACACGCUGAAACCUCACGAGGAAUCUGCUUCCUUUAGUAGAUAUCGUGAGGAGGAAGCCGAUGGAGAACACUUGUCUCCACCUUCGACUUCGACAUCACGACUGUCGGACUCGGACACACCAAGUGAAUGUGAUCUACGUCGCCAUCACUCGCUUUCUAGUUUGGCUUCCAGCUCCAGUCCGCCUCCACCGCAUGAGCGGAUGGACAUGGAUGGAAACCGGAACAGCCGACGCGAGAUGUCGCCAGCUGGUCGAGUACGGGCCGCAGGCAUGUCCAGAGAAAGGAGUGGUGGAUACAGCGUGGCUCGAUCGCAGUCUGCGGCAGGCGCGGCGCGGCCGCAGAGAGCUCGCAGCAAAUCUCCGCGUCGCUCAUUAUCACCGCCCGUCGAUCGCGACCGAGACACAUGGCGUUACACAGGCGAGGACAGAGGCGGAGAUGUGUCAAGGCUGCCGACACAUGCCUACGCUCCGAGGUUUCAGUCGCGGUCCGCCACCGCUACUCCGACCACGAGUCCCAAGAAACGGCAACUUCCACAAAUUCCGCACCAGAGUACUCAGAGAGCGGUGCGGGCACAAGUAUCAGCGGACCUAGAGGAACGUAAGUGGAUCGCCCCGCAUCACAUUGGCGCCACACUAACCUACCGCAGCACGCCACAAGGUUGGGAGCGUCACUACGCGGGACUUUCGGACUCUGAAUUGGCAGCGCGCGGAGGCAGCGGCUGGGCACCACGUCGAAGACUUUCGCCUGAUGCCACAGCCGCUGACUCUGAUCUCGAGUCUGUCGCAUCCGUCACCUCGAGUGCAUUCAGCACGCAAUCAGAGAGACCGCGACCCACUCGCAUGCUCAGCAACGACUACGGCGGCAGAGAGAACGGUCGCAGUAACAACCAGCCGCAACCUUUGGAAAGGCGAGAAUCGCGACGGGGACAAUUCACGAGAAGCCUCAGUAAUGCUGAUGUACCUCCUGACGAGAAAGCAGAUGGCAGCCUCAGCGAUACUGCAUUGGGUGGAACCAAUGAACUGGAGCCGGUCAGUGACGACGUGCUCCUGAAGGCGGAACCUCGUGACUACUUCGGCCCUGGUAUGGGCAAGAAGAGUAAUUCCACGUCGCAGCUGUCGGCCACAGGGCGCAAACGGAGGUUAGGUUUCGGUAAACGUGGCAAAAAUUCGUUUACGGUCCAACGCAGCGAGGAGGUGGUACCGGGGGAAAUGCGCGGGGCCGGCUCCGGUGUGUCGCGCGCCUCCUCCGCCUCCAGCGAGAACGACGACGACAGAUGGUCGCCGGGGAUGCGCGGUUCGGGUUCGUCCGACGGCGGAGGCCUAUCAGACUUCAUCGACGGUCUGGGACCGGGCCAACUCGUCGGGAGACAGUUGCUCGGAGCGCCCACCCUGGGUGAUGUACAACUUUCGAUGUGUUACCAAAAGGGAUUCCUAGAGGUAGAAGUUAUCCGCGCGAGAGGUUUACAAGCACGGCAGGGUAGUCGCACUCUGCCCGCGCCCUACGUAAAAGUUUACCUGGUUAGCGGCAAACGAUGCGUGGCUAAGGCCAAAACCAGUACUGCGCGGAGGACGCUAGACCCAUUGUACCAGCAAACGCUGACCUUCAGAGAAAACUUUAAAGGCUGCGUUCUGCAGGUCACCGUUUGGGGAGACUAUGGCCGUAUAGAAGGCAAAAAAGUGUUCAUGGGCGUAGCACAGAUUAUGCUCGAUGACUUGAAUCUUUCUAAUAUUGUCAUUGGAUGGUACAAGCUUUUUGGAACGACUUCUUUGUAACCCAUACUACCAACAACACUGUCUACAAAGUGUUUAAAGAACUUAUAUCAUCACAAUAAAAAACUUAAAACUUGUCCAACUAAUAAAUUUAGUGAUACUGCUUUAAUAUCAUGAUAAAUCGCGAAAUAUCUUGAAUAUAGGAAGUUUUCUAUAAACGAAAGGUAUAAAUAAAUAAUAAUUUGUAUUUUUUUUUUGGAAUGCCUACCGGAG